AUGAAGAGCUACACAGAGCUCGAAGGGGAGCAGGGCUGCCGUGUGCCCCUGUCCAUCGGAGUUGCCGUAGAGGACUUCGACAAGAAAGGCGAGCCCUGCGUGACCUAUGACGUGGUGGCUAAUCCAAAGGUCGUGGAGGAAUGCUCCGCAGAGCCAGCGUUCCGAGAACAGGUGGUGCAGCUGUGCCUAGCUGCUGUGUCUCAGAAGUACAAACUGCAGCUCGAUCAAAGGUUCAAGCUGCCAAAGAUCAAGUACAAGGGGACCACAGUGCAGCUUCAAAGAAUACGAAAGAAGAAGGAGUCGCAGAUCCAGGAGAUGCCGGAGAAUACCUCCGCUCCCCAGCCUGGAACCAGUGCCCAGAGGCGCGCAGCCGGCGAGUCCGCCGUGCGGGGUGGCCGAGCAGAUGGCCCGCAGCCUCCAGACUUUUGCGUUUACUACGCGCUGCCCGAGAGUCAGCCCUUGGAGGACAUCUUUGAGAGAGACUGGGGAUCGCCCCCGGAUGAUGUGGAGGAAGCAGCCAAGGUGACAUACCUUUAUGGCUUCGACCUUCCCUGCUAUCGGGUCAACACCUUCCAGGAAAAGAUCCGGGGCACCAUGAGGAACAAGGCUGACAGGCAGAAGGAUGAGGAAGCGGAAGAGGGCGAAGUAGACGCCGUGGCGCGAGCUAGAAAGGCCCGCUUUGAUGACUCCAAACUGAAAGGCUUCAAGAUGGUUUCGCGAGAGAUGUAUGCGGGAAACAACCGGUCUCCAAAGGAGCUCAUGACACCGAUCAUGUGA
Messenger RNA from Symbiodinium pilosum, 777 nucleotides. NCBI's taxonomy places the organism in Eukaryota, Dinophyceae, Suessiales, Symbiodiniaceae. The record is from the annotation of a GenBank genome assembly.